GCCUUGCCUUCUUUGAUGCUCUGAGCGCGGGAUUCAGAAGGCGCCAAAAGGGAGGCGCUGAUUGGCUUAGCCGAGUCCUCAGCCGGGUCUUCGGUCGCGCGUGGCUGCGAGGGAGCAGGUGGCAGUGGAAGGUACCCCAAAUACCAGCCCCUCGCGCGUUCUGCGUGGCUGGGAGGGGGGAGGUGGCGGAGGAAAGGGCCGGCUGGGUGGGAGGGAGCCGCGUUCGCCCUUCCACGCCCUGCCGCGGCCCCAGGCAGAAACCUGCCCCGCAGGCGUGGAAGGGCGAAGGCGGGAGAUUGAUGCAGCAGCCACAUUACAGUCGGCGCGGGACAGCUGGGCGGGCGGCGUAGGCCGGCUCUCAGGGUCCACUCGGAGGUCAGUCCCACGGAGUUCAGCGGCACUGGCUCCCAGGUUAAAUGCCUGCGAGACUGCAGUCCGAGACGGGCGAAACGAGUAAGAGUCAUCUGGGUUGGCUGUCUCUUAUUUUGCUUACAAGAGGAUUUCUGAACCACCAACUGGAUUAAAAAAAAUGGUGGUGGUGUUGUCAUCCCUCUGUCUCGGGAGACAGUGGAAGAGUGUGCGCUGUCGGGGGUGAAGCCAAGCCCUUGGAGAGUUACACCACCUGCUUUGACCAAUAUGGGAGAUACAUUACUGUAUUUUAAUAUUGUGUUGGAAUAAUAAUAAUAAUAAUAAUUUAUUAUUUAUAUCCCGCCCAUCUGGCUGAGUUUCCCCAGCCACUCUGGGCGGCUUCCAAUCAAGUGUUCAAAACAAUACAGCAUUAAAUAUUAAAAACUUCCCUAAACAGGGCUGCCUUCAGAUGUCUUUUAAAGAGAAGAUAGCUGCUUAUUUGCUUCACAUCUGAAGGGAGGGCGUUCCACAGGGCGGGCGCCACUACCGAGAAGGCCCUCUGUCUGGUUCCCUGUAACCUCACUGCUCGCAAUGAGGGAACCACCAGAAGGCCCUCGGCGCUGGAUCUCAGUGUCCGGGCUGAACGAUGGGGGUGGAGACGCUCCUUCAGGUACACAGGACCGAGGCCGUUUAGGGCUUUAAAGGUCAGCACCAACACUUUGAAUUGUGCUCGGAAACGUACUGGGAGCCAAUGCAGAUCUCUUAGGACCGGUGUUUUGUGGUCAUGGCGGCCACUUCCAGUCACCAGUCUAGCUGCCGCAGAGUGGCUGGGGAAACCCAGCCAGAUGGGUGCGGUAUAAAUAAGAAAUUAUUAUUAUUAUUAUUAUUAUUAUUAUUAUACAUGUUUUGUUGCAGCUGGGGCAUAUGAAGGGGGCAGGGGUUGAACUGCCUGAAUGCCCAUUGGAAAUAAUAGGGACCAUGAAUGCCAGUUGAACGGUGAUGUGACUCCAUUCAAUUAAAGCAAGAGAUGGAUCCUGAGAGAGAACUAGAUGUGUUGCAGCAAUAGGCCACAUUAACAGUGGGCAGGAAGAAAUAAUGGCGAAUAGCAGUGACAGACCCUUUAAUUCUAGUCCCAGAUACAGUCAGUCAUUCCAGUCCCAGGUUUCAUUCCUCAGUUGAUGUGAUGUACCUCUCUGUCCCAUUUGGUUCCCAUGGGGUUCUAUGGCAGAAUAAGGGUGGCAUAUAAUGUAAUUUACAUUCCUUUGAGAGGAAGAGCAAGAUAUAAAUUGGAAAAAAAGAAUAAAUUCCUUACCUUAUUUGUAAUUUGAACUUCUUUCUCUGGAGUCUGUACAUAAUUGAUUAGUGAGCAUAGUUUUUUUAACCUAUUUAUAGUGUAUUGAUAGUUUAUUACAGUUUUGUUGUAUGUUGCCUUGAGGUUUCAGUGUAAAGCAAUAAAUAAGUUGUUGUUGUUGUUCAUCAAAAUAAUAACCACUACAUGGUAAUCUUAGAUUGGUAGGAAAAAUUAUAUCUUGAUCCAACAGCUGAACCUUUUGCUUUCUUGUCAUUUUAAAUCAUCAGUUCACACCUUCUGUUUUACUUUCUAGGUUUCGCCCGUGUUGUAUCAUCACAGAAACAGAAGCAGACUGCAACUGGAGCUGAGUUACCAGGAUGGGAAUCCAUGGUUUGGCCAAGCUGAUUGCUGAUAUAGCUCCUGGUGCCAUUCGAGAGAAUGACAUAAAGAGUUACUUUGGCCGGAAGGUGGCCAUUGAUGCGUCUAUGAGUAUUUACCAGUUCCUGAUUGCUGUAAGGCAGGGAGCUGACAUGCUGCAGAAUGAAGAAGGCGAGACCACAAGCCACCUGAUGGGGAUGUUCUACCGCACCAUCCGCAUGGUGGAAAAUGGCAUCAAGCCUGUCUAUGUCUUUGAUGGCAAACCCCCACAGUUGAAAUCGGGGGAACUAGCCAAACGCACCGAGCGCCGAGCUGAAGCGGAGAAGCAGUUGCAAGAGGCCAAAGAGGCAGGUGAGGAGGAAAAUGUAGAAAAGUUCAGCAAGAGGUUAGUGAAGGUGACCAAGCAGCACAACGAUGAGUGCAAGAAGCUGCUGACCUUGAUGGGCAUCCCUUACGUUGACGCACCUGGCGAGGCUGAAGCUAGCUGUGCUGCUCUGGUGAAAGCGAGCAAGGUCUAUGCAGCUGCUACUGAGGAUAUGGAUUGCUUGACCUUUGGUAGCCCUGUGCUGAUGCGGCAUCUUACAGCCAGUGAGGCAAAGAAGCUGCCGAUUCAGGAAUUCCACCUGAACCGCAUCCUUCAGGAUUUGAGCCUCACGCAGAAGGAGUUUGUGGACCUUUGCAUAUUGCUGGGCUGCGACUACUGCGAGAGCAUCCGCGGCAUUGGGCCGAAGCGGGCCGUGGAGCUGAUUAAGCAGCACAAGAGCAUAGAAAAGGUUCUCCAGCAAAUAGACGCCAAGAAGUAUUCUGUGCCUGAGAACUGGCUGCACAAGGAGGCCCAGCUGCUCUUCCUGGAACCUGAAGUUGUCGACCCCGAAGCUGUGGAUCUGAAGUGGAACGAACCAGAUGAGGAAGAGCUGGUCAACUUCUUGUGCGGGGAGAAGCAGUUCAACGAAGAAAGAAUACGCAACGGGGUCAAGAGGCUGAACAAGAGUCGCCAGGGCAGUACUCAGGGCCGAUUAGAUGACUUCUUUAAGGUUACUGGCUCCAUCACUUCAGCCAAACGCAAAGAGCCAGAACCCAAGGGAUCUGCCAGGAAGAAAGCCAGGGGCGGUGGUGCACUAACAUCAAAGUUUAAAAGAGGGAAGUAAAAUUAUUUUCUAGAACUCUGUACCAGUUCCCUUCCACUGCAGAUGCUUGGAGCGAAAUAUAUUAAACUACAAUUAUAGAGCUUUGGUAAUGUACUCUGUAGUGCUCAAAAUAUGACAGUUAUCGUCAGGCCUUGAGCUCAGCUUAAACUGAUGCAUGGUGGGAGGGACACUGCUCUGACAAAACAUCUGACACUGCUAAUUGCUGGCCAGAGAUCCAGCCAGUCUGAAGGCUUGCCCUGCUCUCGAAGGACCCAGAGGGUGCUGCUCUUGCUGCCUUGAUUCCGGUGAACUCCAUACAUAGUAUAGGUCCAUCUUUGCUGGGAGUACCAUGUUGAGGUGAUUUUAGCUUUUGAAUUGCAUCUUCCAAUAAAUAUUGAUUGAUUAC
Messenger RNA from Podarcis lilfordi (Lilford's wall lizard), 3550 nucleotides. Lineage: Eukaryota; Metazoa; Chordata; Lepidosauria; Squamata; Lacertidae. The record is from the annotation of a GenBank genome assembly.